CAAUGCAAGUCAAGUGAUAGCAUUUUAUACUGUUACCUUUUACAUUUAAAGUUAUGAAAAAGUACGUACUUGUUAAAUAAUUAAUCCAACGAAUUAAUCAGUUGCCCUAGGCAGGAAAACAGAAUUAGAUUUAAAAGUCAAGAUGAAUAAGUGAGCCAUGGACGAGAAAAGAAUCUUAGAGGAGCAGCUGAGGGAGGCGGCCUGCAUAGGGGACACAGAUGCUGUUCAGGAAUUGAUAAAUCUGGGCGUUGAUGUCAAUCAUGCGAUUAACGGAUGGACACCACUGCAUUGGGCAUGCAAGAGAAAUUAUUUGGACGUCGUGGCCCUGCUACUGAAAAGCGGAGCAGACAGGAACGUCAAGUCCGACAAGGGCGCGACACCCGCAUCCGUGUCAACAAAUCCUUACAUUCUGCAGCUGCUGGCAGAUUCUUCGAGUACCUGCUUGCAAGACUCGCCUAGCUUCGCGCCUGCUUAUCUGAAGAAUCCUCCAUUGAGCAGCAGAGUAGAUAUGGACCAUCCCUAUCAGAACAAAGCUGUUAACAUCUGUUCAACAGAAUUAGUAUUGAAGAUCAGAAUUGAAAACUCAAGUGAUACUGAUUUCAUAGAAGUCGAUCUUCCUUGUAAUGCCUUAACUUAUCAGAAUCUGAUCAAAUUGUGUUGUGAUGAAUUGGGAAUCAAUCAAGCUCAAAUAGCUAAAUUGAGAAAAUUACCAAACACGAGAAUCAGACGAGACAAGGAUGUUGAUAGACUACAAAAUUACCAGGAGAUCGAGGUAGUGUUACACACACCUACCAACUUUUCCAGUGAUACAGGACACAAAUCUAUGCAGCAUGCCAACGGAAGCACGGUUCCGAUUACUCCGACUAACAGUUACCAAAGUAUAUCCAAAAAAGAUCAAACAAUUUUAUAUUAAAUCGUAUGUUUAUAGAAUAUGACGUUGAAGCAAUUUCUACAUCUACUAGUCUAAGAAUACUAACAAAAAAAUUUUUAUUGCAAGUUUUUUAUUUGAAUUUUACGAAUAAUACGUAUAGU
This is a messenger RNA of Copidosoma floridanum, 1032 nucleotides long. Its product is annotated as ankyrin repeat domain-containing protein 40. Gene Ontology annotation, molecular function: protein binding. NCBI's taxonomy places the organism in Eukaryota, Metazoa, Arthropoda, Insecta, Hymenoptera, Encyrtidae. The record is from RefSeq and is a predicted model, not a curated record.